GGACAUGGUGACGGGAUGGCCCGCAUCACAGACGCCUUCCCCCUGCACCUGCUCGUCUGGCACAACCGGCACCAGGCGCUGGACAGCGAGCUGCGCAAGGGACAGCACGAUAUUGAGAUGCUGGACCCACGAGGCCGAACGCCCCUGGAGCUGGCCGUGUGCCUGGGGAACCUGGAAUCCGUCCGGGUGCUGUUGCGACACAAUGCCAGUGUGGGCCAGGAGAAUGCCAAUGGCUGGACAGUCCUGCAGGAGGCAGUAAGCACAGGGGACCCAGAGAUGGUACAGCUGGUGCUCCAGUAUCGCGAUUACCAGCGGGCCACACAGCGCCUAGGCGGUAUCCCAGAAUUGCUCAACAAACUGCGCAGAGCUCCUGAUUUCUACGUGGAGAUGAAGUGGGAGUUUACCAGCUGGGUGCCCCUGGUCUCCAAGAUAUGCCCAAGUGACGUGUACCGGGUGUGGAAGCGUGGGGAAAACUUGCGGGUUGACACCACCUUGCUGGGCUUUGAGCACAUGACCUGGCAGCGGGGCCGCCGCAGCUACAUCUUUAAAGGCGAAGAUGAGAAUGCUGUGGUGAUGGAGGUUGACCACGACAAGCAGGUGGUGUACACUGAAACGUUGUCUCUAGCCUUGCAUGAGCCGGAGCUGAUGCUGGCUGCCAUGCAGCCUUCCGAGGAGCACGUGGCCAGCCGGCUCACUUCGCCCAUCGUCUCCACCCACCUGGAUACCAAGAACAUUGCCUUUGAGCGGAACAAGUCUGGCAUCUGGGGCUGGCGCUCUGAGAAGAUGGAAAACAUCAGCGGCUAUGAAGCCAAGGUUUACAGUGCCAGCAACGUGGAGCUUGUCACCAAAACCCGUACUGAGCACCUGUCAGAUCAGGACAAGACACGCAACAAAGGUUCUAAGACUCCAUUCCAGUCCUUCCUGGGAAUUGCCCAGCAGCAUGCUGCCCAGAAUGGGGCUCCUGUGCUGCAGUCAGCCAGUCCAACCAACCCAACGUCUAUUACCCCUGAGGAAUACUUUGACCCCAACUUCAACCUGGAGUCCCGCAAUAUUGGCCGCCCUAUUGAGAUGUCCAACAAGGUGCAGAGGUUCAAGGCCACUCUGUGGCUCUGCGAGGACCAUCCCCUCUCCCUGGUGGAGCAGGUGACGCCCAUUAUUGACCUGAUGGCUAUCAGCAACGCCCACUUUGCCAAGCUGCGUGACUUCAUCACCCUCAAGUUACCUCCUGGCUUCCCUGUCAAAAUCGAAAUCCCUCUCUUCCACGUGCUGAAUGCCCGGAUCACUUUUAGUAACUUGUGCGGCUGUGAUGAGCCGCUGAGCUCAGUGCGAAUCUGUACUCCCACCCACACCCCAGAGAGCACCGAGGAGCCGACUGCUGGGGCAGAGGCAGCCAACAACACCAAAGUGUACCCUUUCCCCUGCGAGGUGGACCCAUCAGUUUUUGAGGUGCCCCAGGGCUAUACAAUGUUGGGCGCAGGUCGUACAGAGCCCAUGCGGGACGAGGAUGAUGACCUGCUCCAGUUCGCCAUUCAGCAGAGCCUCUUGGAUGCUGGCACAGAGACAGACCAGGUGACCAUCUGGGAAGCUCUGACCAACACACGGCCAGGAUCCAAUCCUCCGUCCUAUGAUGAGGAGCUACAGCUGGAACGGGCUAUCCAGGAGAGCAUGUUCCUUCAGGCGGGGCCAGGCCUGAGCCCAGUGGAGUCUGGAGGUGGCAACGGAGGCGCUCCUCCUCCCGAGAGCAGCCCACCUCUCAGCACCAAUGGGGGUGGCUCCUCGGCCUUGCCCCCGCCCUACCCCAGCUUUGACGAGCAGCUGCGCUUGGCCAUGGAGCUGUCUUCGAGGGAGCAGGAGGAGAGGGAGCGCCAACGCCGCGAGGAGGACGAGGAGCUGCAGCGCAUCCUCCAGCUCUCUCUGACGGAGAAGUAGCGUCCCAGCCUCCCUCAAGCCUCACACCGCCCAGCCUAGCUGUCCUUGCCGUCAUUGUAUUUUUAACCUCUGGGGGUGGGGUGGGUUUCAUGCUUUGCCCCUUCCCAGUUGAGGGUCAGGCUGGAUGUGAGAAGACAGCACCUUCUGCAUUUCCUGGGACUCACUCGGUUCCAUCCUCUGGUAUUAUUUCCUGUAAGAUUUUUUUUAAAAAUUGCUUUAUAUCCUCAACCUUCACUGAGGAAAUGUUUUCUACAGCACAGAGAGGCAGGUUGGAGAAGAGGAGCAGCAACAAAUAAGAAGGAGACGGGAUGUGGGGCGGGGGGGGGGGGAGAGACGUUGAGGAAAUUUUUAUCACCUCGGCAUGAGAUUUUUCUGAGACUGAUGGUGAAUGUGCUGCUUUCUCUUUCCUUGCAAGGGUUUGGGCCUGUUGAGGACGGGACCAAGUUGGGGAAGUGGCAAUAGAAGGCGGUGGGGAAGCCUGGAGCUUGAUGCGCUGAUGUUUUGCGGUGAGACCUGAAACCAGGCUGCCGUGUGAUGAAUAAUUUUCAGUCCCGCGUUUUAUUUUCCUCCUCAUUGCGAGCUGCUGCUCUCCCUGCCCCCCUUAUUUUUAAUUUAUUUUAUUUAUAUCUCUGAAGAUAUAUACAAGAAGGGGAGUGGGAGGUAUGUGGUUAUUUUUUUUUUUAAGAAACUGAACCCAGUGGGUCUAAAGGGAACAGCUGUGCCCACUCCUGAGCGGCUUUCUCCUGUCGUCUGGGAACCAGGCACAGGGGGCUCUGGGCAGCAGGAACUACUAAAUAAAACUAAGAAACCAG
Messenger RNA from Podarcis raffonei (Aeolian wall lizard), 2741 nucleotides. RefSeq names its product ankyrin repeat domain 13D (gene ANKRD13D). Lineage: Eukaryota; Metazoa; Chordata; Lepidosauria; Squamata; Lacertidae. The transcript is spliced from 15 exons. Gene Ontology annotation, cellular component: cytoplasm. The record is from RefSeq and is a predicted model, not a curated record. Bases 16 to 1929 code for a protein of 637 amino acids. Gene Ontology annotation, molecular function: protein binding.